Mytilus californianus (California mussel) is the source of this 366-nucleotide messenger RNA. RefSeq names its product thrombospondin-1-like. The record is from RefSeq and is a predicted model, not a curated record. The transcript has 3 exons. The coding region runs from base 1 to 366 and encodes 121 amino acids. Lineage: Eukaryota; Metazoa; Mollusca; Bivalvia; Mytilida; Mytilidae.
AUGGAUGGAGGUUGGAGUAGCUGGUCUGGAAUAAAUUGGUCCACCGGUUGUUCCACUACUUGCGACGCAGGAAUACAGUAUGGACAGAGAACAAGAUCAUGCACAAAUCCGAGCCCUAGGAAUGGUGGGAAACCGUGUUCAGGAUCGAUUAAUGGUGACUGGAGUGAUUACACAGCAGUGUCGUGGAAUGACGACUGCUCCACUACUUGUAAAGGUGAUUACGGGAUAGAAUCUGGAUACAAAAAUAGAACCUGUACCAAUCCCGAGCCUGCGUAUGGUGGUAAGGAUUGUGUUGGAGAAUCAUUCGCUACUGACAUCCGUCAGUGUACUCUCAAAGAAUGCCCAGGUAUCUGUUUCACUUUAUAG